Messenger RNA from Kickxella alabastrina, 474 nucleotides. RefSeq names its product lysozyme-like domain-containing protein. The transcript has a single exon. NCBI's taxonomy places the organism in Eukaryota, Fungi, Kickxellomycota, Kickxellomycetes, Kickxellales, Kickxellaceae. Gene Ontology annotation, cellular component: extracellular region. Gene Ontology annotation, biological process: carbohydrate metabolic process. The annotation marks the transcript as partial. The record is from RefSeq and is a predicted model, not a curated record. Gene Ontology annotation, molecular function: chitosanase activity.
AGUGAGUGCCAGAAAAACCUCGCCAUUCAACAGACAAAUCUAUUUCAGCUUGACAGUAUUCAGUUUGACUAUGGCCACUGUGAAAAGGACGAUACAGGAAAUGGCUACAGCGCAGGUAUUGCUAAUUUCUGCACAGGAAUAGGAGACCUGUGGGAGGUGAUAAAAAUCUACCACAUAGCGACCAAUGGCGACGACGAGUUUACAAUUUUUGACGAAACUCUCCAAAAGUAUGCCAACGAAUUGAAUGGUACGACUGCUGGCUUGAAGGAUUUCUGCAAGGUGUGGAAUAAGGCAGCUGCUGUGCAAGAGUUCAUGGAUGCACAAGAUGAAAUAUUGGAUAGUCUUUACUUUAAGCCCUCUCAAGAGUAUUCUGACAAGUUGGGAUUAAACCUCAGUAUUAGCCAGGCUCAAUUAUAUGACACAUCUAUUUCACAUGGUGCUAGCAAUAACAGUCAUAGCCUUGGGGGCAUGAUU